AACAAACUUGUUUAAAACUGGAAAACAUGCAACCUGAUGCGAUAAUUCAGACAUCCCAAGACUUCAGCACUUGUCAGGCACCUGGUUCCUGUGCUUUCUUUCACAGCAGCUAGAGAACAGUGAAAUAAUUCACUUUAGUCAUGCAUGUGUUCAUUACCAAUAUAUUUCUUGUUUUAGUCCUACGAGAGGUGGAGACUUGGGCUGCUGGUCCCAAGUACCCAGCUACCUGCCCAUCGCGCUGCAACGUGGGGCUGUGCGGCGGCACGCAGCGCUGUAAGCGGACGGUACUGGAUGACUGCAGCUGCUGCCCGGUGUGCGCGGCGGCCAGGGGCGAGCACUGUUACCGCACCGUGUCGGGGAUGCACGGCGUGAAGUGCGGCCCGGGGCUCUUCUGCGAGUUCUACAAGGAAGAGGACGACUACGGGGAUGAAUACGGCAUAUGCAAAGACUGUGUGUAUGGAAAAUAUGGAGUUGAAUGCCGCGAAACAUGCAACUGCAAAUCUGGAGGCAUUUGCGACAGGGAAACUGGGGCCUGUCUGAAUUUCAAUUUCUUUGCGAAAAUAGCAUCAAAAAGAGCCAGUAAAUUAAAAGACCAGCCCAACUCCGGGACUGAGGUGGGUUCUGGGGAUGGAACCAGCAAUCAGAAUGCAGAUUUGCCUAAAGAGAGACCCCCUGGUUCAAAGCGACUGAAUCCCCGUUGACACAUGUUCAGAAUUAGUCUAUUCAGUGUAACUGCCACAAAGUAGUAAAUUAAAUCCAAUGGAUAUAUUUAAUUAUGUUAAAAACGAGAUAAUUAUAUAUAAGUUUUAUACUAUGAAGAUGACUUCUGUUCUAGCCAUACUGUAUACCAAAUCUGUAGUUCUGUAUAUUAUUUAAACAUUAUUGUAAAAGUAAUUUAAAAUAAAUCCUGUCUUUUA
Messenger RNA from Brienomyrus brachyistius, 917 nucleotides. It is a transcript of the gene esm1, whose product is annotated as endothelial cell-specific molecule 1. Gene Ontology annotation, cellular component: extracellular region. The transcript has 3 exons. Bases 141 to 701 code for a protein of 186 amino acids. The record is from RefSeq and is a predicted model, not a curated record. Lineage: Eukaryota; Metazoa; Chordata; Actinopteri; Osteoglossiformes; Mormyridae.